GAGAUAUGCGCACUCAGCUUCAAGCUAGCAUCAAUUCUAGAUACUGUGUACCAAACAUCCCCCAUCAGCCGACUGGAUGCCCGAGCACAUCGUGAGGGAAAUGGGUAUAAAUAAGAAGCAUCUUUCCGCCAACAAAUGUAAUUCACUAGUCGCACGCUCGUCUUCAAAUUCCUUCAAAACCAUCCAAGAGAACCAGACCCAACCCAACCCCUUCACCAUGCGCUUCAACUCCAUCAGCAUUGCCCUCUUCGCCAGCCUGGCACUGGCAGCCCCAUCCCCAUCGCCUCUCGACGCAACCACGUCCAACCUCGCAACCGGUCAACAGGUCCAAGCAGCCGCGUACAAUCCGAAUGUUAAUUGUGACGCCUCAAAUAUUCAUUGUGGUACAUGCAAUGGACUAAGCUGCAAAAUCGGAUACAACAAUUAUCCAUGCGACGUUGGCAAGUGCUCCAAGCAGAGUGGCGGCGGAGAUGGGAAGCGAUGCUACGACGACGCGUUUGGAACCUCAAAGCCGAGACACAUUCUUUGCCCGGGACGUUAGGAGUCAUGGGAAUCCUCCGGGGGGCCUGUGUGGGUGGAGAUUGCAGCAACAACCCCCCGUGGUCACAGGUCAACGAGCACCUAAUGUGAUCGUUGCCAGUCGGAGACUAAGUAAGGGGUUGCAGAAGCACAAGCGCAACAGGGACUUGGUUUGCUAUUUCGAUUUUCAACGGCCAUUACUUUUCUGGGUGAGAUGUUGACAUGUUAAUGUGAAUGCAAAG
This is a messenger RNA of Aspergillus saccharolyticus JOP 1030-1, 761 nucleotides long. RefSeq lists its product as uncharacterized. Lineage: Eukaryota; Fungi; Ascomycota; Eurotiomycetes; Eurotiales; Aspergillaceae. The transcript has 4 exons. The record is from RefSeq and is a predicted model, not a curated record. The coding region runs from base 77 to 541 and encodes 154 amino acids.